Messenger RNA from Tauraco erythrolophus (red-crested turaco), 3083 nucleotides. It is a transcript of the gene STAU1, whose product is annotated as staufen double-stranded RNA binding protein 1. Gene Ontology annotation, molecular function: mRNA binding; double-stranded RNA binding. Gene Ontology annotation, biological process: anterograde dendritic transport of messenger ribonucleoprotein complex; intracellular mRNA localization; protein localization to synapse. Gene Ontology annotation, cellular component: neuron projection; neuronal cell body; cytoplasmic stress granule. Lineage: Eukaryota; Metazoa; Chordata; Aves; Musophagiformes; Musophagidae. The record is from RefSeq and is a predicted model, not a curated record.
AGGUCAGCAAUUUGGCUUCAUCACACUGAGUUUGCCUGCAUUCAAAGCUGUUUACCUACAGUAAUUUGCUCUGGUUGGAAGUGAACAUGUCUCAAGUUCAAAUUCAGAAUCCUUCUGCUGCCCUUGCAGGGAGUCAAAUAUUGAAUAAAACCCCAUCUCUUGCACAGCCUUUGAGUAUUCCUUCUACUACUAGUUCUUUGCCCUCUGAAAAUGCAGGUAGACCUAUCCAAAACUCUGCUUUACCCUCUGCAUCAGUUACGUCCACCAAUGCAGCUGCAGCUCCUUCAAACAUGGCAAACCCCAAAGAGAAAACCCCAAUGUGUCUUGUGAAUGAGUUAGCCCGUUUCAACAAGAUUCAGCCUGAGUAUAAGCUUUUGAGUGAGCAAGGUCCAGCUCAUUCUAAGGUGUUUACAGUGCAACUGACUCUUGGGGACCAGCACUGGGAAGCUGAAGGAACUAGUAUUAAAAAAGCGCAACAUGCAGCAGCUGCCAAAGCUUUGGAAGGGACAAAAUUCCCUAAGCCUACAGCUCGUCCAUCUCGUAGUGAAGGCAAGAAUCCAGACAGUGUAACCCCCACAGUGGAGUUAAAUGCACUUUGCAUGAAGCUGGGAAAGAAACCUAUGUACAAACCCAUCGAUCCUUACACAGGGAUGAGAUCCACUUACAACUAUACUAUGAGAGGUGGUACUUAUCCUCCACGGUACUUUUACCCGUUUCCUGUUGGCCCCUUACUUUAUCAAGUUGAGCUUUCGAUCGGAGGGCAGCAGUUUCAUGGGAAAGGAAGAACAAGACAAGCUGCUAAGCACGAUGCAGCUGCUAAAGCACUGAAAGUUCUGCAGAACGAGCCCUUGCCUGAGAAACCAGAGGUUAACGGAAAAGAACCAGAUGAUGAAAAUCUCAAUAAAUCUGAAAUAAGCCAAGUUUUUGAGAUUGCACUUAAAAGGAACUUGCCUGUGAAUUUUGAGUUUUUCCCUCUGAAACAGGUGACUAAGGAAAGUGGUCCUCCCCAUAUGAAAAGCUUUGUAACCAAGGUGUCAGUUGGAGAAUUCAUGGGUGAAGGUGAAGGAAAGAGCAAGAAGAUCUCAAAGAAAAAUGCUGCAAUAGCAGUCCUAGAAGAACUGAAAAAAUUGCCACCUCUUCCUACAGUUGAGAAAAUGAAGCCACGAAUCAAAAAGAAAACAAAAUCAAUAGUGAAGCUGCAAACAAGUCCAGAAUAUGGUCAAGGAAUGAAUCCCAUUAGCAGACUUGCCCAGAUACAGCAGGCAAAGAAAGAGAAGGAACCAGAGUACAUGCUCAUCACAGAACGCGGUCUGCCGAGGCGCAGGGAGUUUGUCAUGCAGGUGAAAGUUGGUGUACACACAGCUGAAGGAAUGGGCACGAACAAAAAAGUUGCUAAACGCAAUGCAGCUGAAAAUAUGUUGGAACUUUUAGGUUUCAAAGUCCCUCAAACUCAACCUCCAAAGCCAGCAUUAAAGACAGAAGAGAAGACACCAGUGAAGAAACCAGGUGAUGGAAGAAAAGUAACCUUCUUUGAGCCAGGCUCUGAAGAGACUUCAACUAGUAAUAAAGAAGAUGAGUUUAGGAUGCCUUAUCUCAGCCAUCAACAGCUUCCUGCUGGAAUUCUUCCCAUGGUCCCUGAGGUUGCACAAGCUGUAGGAGCCAAUCAAGGACACCACACCAAAGAUUUCAAUAGGGCAGCCCCAAACCCUGCCAAGGCUACAGUAACAGCAAUGAUUGCUAGAGAGCUGUUGUAUGGUGGUACUUCUCCUACUGCUGAGACCAUAUUAAAGAAUAACAACUCAUCAGGCCACGUACCCCACGGACCACUUACUAGGCCCUCUGAGCAGCUGGACUUUCUUUCCAAUGUUCAAGGAAUCCAGGUUGAAUAUAAAGACUUUCCAAAAAAUAACAAGAACGAGUUUGUAUCUCUUAUAAACUGUUCCUCUCAGCCACCACUGAUCAGCCAUGGAAUUGGAAAGGAUGUAGAGUCUUGCCACGAUAUGGCUGCAUUGAAUAUUUUAAAGUUGCUGUCUGAGUUGGACCAACAAACCACAGAGAUGCCAAGAACAGGAAAUGGACCAAUGUCUGUAUGUGUGAAACAAGAAAUGGAAAGUGACCCUCUUCUCAAACCGGCUAACUCAAACACUUUGGGACAAACACUGGACAGCACUGCCUAAAAAAGGCUUUUGACUGGACCCAAACCUGAAAGCACCAGAGAAAAUCAAAUGCUUCCUAUUAAAUGUAACCUAACUGUUUUAGAGUGCUACAGUCUUUACAACCUACUGUAGUGUCUAAAUCAUAACCGUUGCUUUUUCUUCAGUGAUAAAUUUUUAGUUUCAUUAUGUUGUUUUGAUUGAAAUGACACUAUAAAUUUUUCAUUUAAAAGUUUCUUAAUUGUAUCUAGAACAAUAGCACAGUUUAGAAACUUUGUCUUCUGAGACUGACAUGUUAUCCGUGAACUAACUUGGGAAGAUCAUAUCCGUGUAUGUGGUUAUUUUGUUUUUAUUGAAAUAGCAAAGUUUCACUGGAAACAAAUUGUGUGCCCACCGUUUUAAAAAGUCCAGUAUUUUCACAAAGCUAGAUUAAUUAUCCAACGGUUGAAUGAAUUAAAACACUUUAGGAAUUUUAAACUUUGUUUGAUCAUUUUUGGUUAAUUUCUAGUUUUCUUGAGCGGGGGGUAGGGGAACUCGAACGCAACAUGACUUUAAAUGAUCUCUGAUCUAUGUUUUAAGGAUUGUGUGUUGUAGAUGGCACACAGCUCACUACAUUACAGGAUAUGAUCUCAAUGUAGUGCAUUUAAAACUGCAGAUUGAUUUUCCUUGAGUGCUUUAUACUGUUUAAUUACAUCUCCAUGUAGGGCUGAAAAAAAUUACCUAUGUUUAUAUAUAAACUGUGUUGCUUUUGAUGUUGUGUUAUUGCGCACUGAACUGUGUGCAAUAAAGUUUUUUGCAUAUGGUCCAGGUAAAGCACGAUAGCCUUGCAAGUUAAGUACUGCUUCAGUUCAUUGUUUACGCUGGAAUUUUUUCUCCCCAUGGAAUGUAAGUAAAACGUAGUGUUUGUCACCAAUAAAUGGUAAUACUAAA